UGAUUUUAUAGAUAGGGCAACGCCGAUGGCUUCUCAUCUCGUCCUUUUAGGAACUGAUUCCGGCGCGUUUGCUGUCUUGGGACGCCGUAACUACACGUCUUGAGCCAUGCAGAACGAAGCGGGAGAGUUUGUGGACAUGUAUGUCCCGAGGAAGUGCUCGGCCAGCAACCGGCUGAUCGCCGCCAAGGACCACGCCUCCAUCCAGAUGAACAUCGCGCUGGUGGACCCGACCACGGGCCGCUACACGGGCGAGAGCAAGACUUACGCCAUCUGCGGCUACAUCCGCCGCAUGGGAGAGUCCGACGACUGCCUCACCCGGCUCGCCAAAAAGGACGACAUCAUCGCAAAGAACUACUAAGGACAAAGCCGAUGCAUCACAAAUAAACAAAAAAUACCA
Amphibalanus amphitrite is the source of this 397-nucleotide messenger RNA. It is a transcript of the gene RpS21, whose product is annotated as 40S ribosomal protein S21-like. Gene Ontology annotation, cellular component: cytosolic small ribosomal subunit; ribosome. Bases 107 to 358 code for a protein of 83 amino acids. Gene Ontology annotation, molecular function: structural constituent of ribosome. The transcript is spliced from 5 exons. The record is from RefSeq and is a predicted model, not a curated record. Lineage: Eukaryota; Metazoa; Arthropoda; Thecostraca; Balanomorpha; Balanidae. Gene Ontology annotation, biological process: translation; endonucleolytic cleavage to generate mature 3'-end of SSU-rRNA from (SSU-rRNA, 5.8S rRNA, LSU-rRNA); endonucleolytic cleavage in ITS1 to separate SSU-rRNA from 5.8S rRNA and LSU-rRNA from tricistronic rRNA transcript (SSU-rRNA, 5.8S rRNA, LSU-rRNA).